Molecule: messenger RNA, 841 nt
Organism: Ilex paraguariensis (yerba mate)
Lineage: Eukaryota; Viridiplantae; Streptophyta; Magnoliopsida; Aquifoliales; Aquifoliaceae
Source: the annotation of a GenBank genome assembly
CAAGAAGAGGUGGAGAGAGAGACAGACGCGAGAGAGAGAGUAUUGAAGAAGAAAAUGGCGGCAUCGUUUAGGUGGAUACUGCAACUGCACAAAGAUGUGCCAAAAGCCGCAAGGUUCUACUCGGAGGGAUUGGACUUCACCAUCAAUGUCUGUACUCUCCGUUGGGCCGAGCUCCAGGCCGGUCCCCUCAAACUCGCUCUCAUGCACUCUUCCAGUGAUCAGGUCAUGCAGAAAGGAUACUCAUCACUCCUAUCUUUUACGGUGACUGACAUUAACAAUACAGUAACAAAAUUAAUGGCUUUAGGUGCUGAGCUGGAUGGUCCCAUUAAAUAUGAGAUCCAUGGCAAGGUUGCAGCCAUUAGAUGUGUUGAUGGGCACAUGUUAGGUCUUUACGAGCCAGCCUGAAAGUACCAAAAGAAGCAUGUUGCCACCAUACCAGCAAGGCAGCAGCCAAAAGUAGAGCAUUGUUUCAGUAUUCCUUAUGGACAAGUGUAUUUUGAAGGACAUGAAAGGCCAUGAGAAAUAACAUUUCCCCUAUUUGGGUUGCAUACAUGCCGGGUGAUUCUUUGUUACACACAGAUCACCAUAGGAACAGAGAGUUUGUAGGGUGUUGGACCUUCAAAUCUGCCAGCAGUUAGAGGAAGGUGCUGCAAGAAGUGGUAUUGGUGUGGCCAUUAUUUAUCCAAUGAGGACUAUUGUCUGUACAAUGAGAGAGAGAGUUUGGGUGGGUCCUCCAUGAGUUCAAAAAUAUAAUAAGAAUUCAUCUGAGAAUGUUUUGAUUUUGAGAGUGAUCUUUGCAGUUAUAUUGAGUUUUGUGUCAAUUUUUACCUUAAAUAACAUC